AUGACUCAAAAGACCCCCGUAACAGUUCUAAUUAACUUUUGCUCGGAGAAAAAAAUACCGAAUCCUAUAUUGAACUUAAUUCAGAACGGGACGGGCACCAGGAACCCAAUCUUUAAGUAUGAACUACGUCUAAAUAUAAGCAAAACUGAAAUAAGAGUUAUUGGUUCUGGAAAAUCUAAACACGAUGCCAAACAAGAUGCGGCAAGGUCGGCGCUUAAAAAACUAUCUGAUAUGAACUUAAUUGAGGAUAAGGAAACCGUUGAAGGGCAGCCAUCCAUUACCAUUCCUGUAGCGGUAAGAAAGCUCAGUCAAUUUUGUGAUGAUAAAGAUUUACCGAUGCCCGUGUAUAGUUUAGUAGAAGAAACUGGGCCAGCUCAUGCUAAACAAUACACUAUGGAAUGCACUGUUUCCACUUUUAGGGAAAGAGCGACUGCUUCCUCAAAACAAGCUGCGAAACAUAUAUCUUCCGAGGCGGUCUUUAAUAUUUUACAAAAAAUUGAUUUUGAAGACCAUAUUAAAAAGCAUGUUAAAGUAGAACCUAUUAAUGCAGCAAUGAUUCCUAAAAUCAUGAAGUUGAGGGCAAAACUCUAUGCGCCAAUCGAUUAG
This is a messenger RNA of Ctenocephalides felis (cat flea), 606 nucleotides long. RefSeq names its product interferon-inducible double-stranded RNA-dependent protein kinase activator A homolog A-like. NCBI's taxonomy places the organism in Eukaryota, Metazoa, Arthropoda, Insecta, Siphonaptera, Pulicidae. The transcript has a single exon. Bases 1 to 606 code for a protein of 201 amino acids. The record is from RefSeq and is a predicted model, not a curated record.